This is a messenger RNA of Hymenoscyphus albidus, 1863 nucleotides long. The record is from the annotation of a GenBank genome assembly. NCBI's taxonomy places the organism in Eukaryota, Fungi, Ascomycota, Leotiomycetes, Helotiales, Helotiaceae.
CAACACUGAAUUCAAAUCUGAAUUCUUAAAAUGAUCUCCAUCAUCACCAAAAAUGCAUCGAACCAUAGAGGACCGUGCCACCGUAGUAGUAGCGGGACCAAACCACUGCCACAGAUUUCCACACAAACGUGAGGCAAAAUCCAAAACAGCACCCGUCUGAGCUCACCACCAACCGCAGCCCAUCCCCACCCCUCACGCGCCUACGAACUUGGCCCAUCGUGCACCAGACACCGGUCGGUCGCAAGUGCUUUCUUCGCUCACUUUCGCUCUCUCGCUCACUCUGACUCUCACACUCCCUACCACCAUAUUGUUGUUGCUGUGCUGUGCAUUAGUUGUGUGUUUUUGUUGUUUCCUCGUCCUCGAUCCAUUAUUUUAAUUUACCCCAAACCAAUCUUUUAUUCUUCCACUCCCUUGUUCCUUUCCACCGUGAGAGGGAUACUCGUUUUCAGGCGCCGGUCGUCAAUUGGAGACUUUUUGUCGUCGAGAGGAGCACAGGACAUUCAAUAGCAACACCAUAUGAACGCGAUAGAAAGAAGGGGGAUAUACUGAUUCCAAGAUGGGGCGCGAUAACAUUCUCUUGACCUAUGUCGGUAUCGACAUGUUGUUCGUGGCUACCGGAGCGCUGUUAAUUAUCUUCGCCCUGGAAACGCAAGCCGAGUCUGCGAAAGAGUUUACAAAAGAUACUGUCGUGCGGGAUUUACUAUUAGGAAUGUGUCCGCUGAAUGGUAUGUUGAACCUCUGCCCCCUAUCAUCUACCCCUACCACUCUUUUAAACUUAUACGCGGACAUACUAACAUGAGCAUGUAAAAAGCCGCCAUAGCAAACGCCGUCCUAGUCUUCAUCACCUUCCUCAUCUCCAUCCCCGCGAUCGUCAUCCCCAGCACACGAGGCUGGCUCAAACUCCACGGCUACCUCACCGUCAUCUGCGCCCUCUUCACCCUGAACAUCGGGUUAAGCAUCUGGUUCGAGACCCUGCGGACGCGCAAGAACCUUUCCGAGAUCUGGAUCCACCAACCACCACAAACCCAAUCAUUACUCCAACAAACUGUUCGUCUUCCUUCCCCCUUCCCCUUCCCCUCUUCAGAAAAUCUUUCUCUCUCUCUCUAUAUAUAUACUAACACAAACCCAGCUCCAAUGCUGCGGCUACGCAAACAGCACCUCCCCCCCCUUCGUCCAAGACAGCUUCUGCACCUCGGCCACCAAAGCCGCCGGCGAACUCGGCUGCGUAACCCCCUUCUCCAAGGAAGCCAACAACUUCCUCGAUCUCGUCUUCACGGGCGCCUUUGGAAUCGUUGGGAUCGACGUCGUGCUCGUUAUUACUACUGCCAUCUUAUUGAAGGACCGUAAGGAGAAGGAACGCUAUCGGUUUAUUGAUGAGAAGAAUGGGGCGGGUGCUUUUUAGCCCUUUUUAAGGGAUUGGGGUUUAUGAACUUAGCCUCUUGGACUUUUUUUGAGAUGGGAUGGAAGAGGGAAGGGUUGAAGGCUUGACAUGAGGGACUUGAUACCUGGCUAUUUUGGGGGAUCUAAAAAUUUCCUUCCGCUUUUUUUUUCACUCGCUUUUUUUUCUUAUCACUCUUUACACAUACACAUCAUAAGAAAGAAAGUUGGUCAAUGCUCGAUGCUUGAUCUCUCUCUUUCUUUUUCUGUCGCUCUGCUCUGCUCUGGGUAGGAGGGCGGGCAUACUUUUGAUAGUGCCGGGUGUUUUUUACUUUUUACUUGUUUUUAUUUUUUUUAUGAAUGAAAUAUUUGCUGGAUUUGAGUUUUUUGUGGCUUUGAAUUUUUUGAGGUGUUUGUGUUUUGAGAUGGUGAGGGGUGGUGGAUGGAUGAGAGAGUGAAGUGGAGUGAAUACUUUUUGGAGGUUGG